Molecule: messenger RNA, 2871 nt
Organism: Ceratitis capitata (Mediterranean fruit fly)
Lineage: Eukaryota; Metazoa; Arthropoda; Insecta; Diptera; Tephritidae
Gene: SKIP
Exons: 17
Coding region: 1-2853 (950 amino acids)
Molecular function (GO): protein binding
Source: RefSeq, a predicted model, not a curated record
AUGGUUGGAAUAUCUGAAGGAUCUGCAAAAACAUUUGCGUCAAGCAAUUCGCGAAAAAAGUACCAGAAUUAUGGGCCAACAACUGUUGGUUUUUGCAUCACGGACGGUCAGCGUGGUCAUUUAGAAGGUCUAGCAUCUGUCUAUUGUGAAUUGUUAAUGGCUCCCUUUGGAGAUAUUUUAAGUGCUUUAGAAAACGCUCGUCAAGCAGCGUGGGCGGAACGAAGUCCCAUGAAUCCGGCCGGUGGCAGUGGGAGUAGCGGUAGUGGUAGUGGCGUCAGUGGCAUUGGUGGCCUCAGCGCUAGCACACACCACCGACAACACGGUCAUCGUGGCCAUUCGAGCCAAGGUGGCCUACCGAAUAGUCAUAGUCAGCCAAUUUAUGUGCCAGGAAAAUAUUCGCCCUCGAGUUGUCUGUCGGAUAAGGAAGAGGACGAAAUCUAUGGCUUUGGUUAUGGUGUUUUUGCGCCGCGUGUUGCGCGUGGUGGUCUCACGCAGCAGCAACAAUUAUUGCAGCAGCAUACACUGCAACAACAACAGCAGGCGCAGGCACAACAGCAACAACAACAACAACAGCAGCAGCAAUUACCUUUAGUGCCAGGUAGCCAGCAGCAUUUGCAGCAGCAACAGCAUCAUCAUCAAGCGCUGCAAGCCCAUCAAACUCUCCCGCCGAAUGUAGCACACUUGAAUUUCCUGCAACAAAACUGCCUGAGUCCAAGAUCAGCAUAUUUUUACGAAUUUCCACCAAACGCAGAGGGUCGUGAGACAAAAAAGCGCACCACCUUAGCGAGACUUUUAAAGGGUCUGAAAACUGUAAAUCGACGAGAUAGAAAUAAUCAACAAACUGCCGCACAAGUAAGGGUGGCGAAUGAACGACUGAGACAUUUUCAAACAAUGAAUGGAGGGCAACAUCAAAGUUUUGAAGAGACAAUCCAUAGACUUAAAGUACAAGAAGCAAUGCGCAAGAAGGAAAAAUUCCAGCGAGAGCACGAAGAGAUUUUGCGUGACAUACGACAAGGCUUACUGCAAAUGAGUCGCGAAGGACGAAUAGACGACACUUAUAUGUAUGACGAUGCUCUACGUGGACCACAUUAUGCGGUUAGCGGUUUGCACCAUCAGGGCCAUUGGUAUGAUGAGCCACCAUAUGAGAGUGAUCCAGAUGACUUCCUAAUGUCCGGCAUUAAUUGUGGACCUGCAGCUACAAUACAGGGUGGUCGCGUUCGUUUCACCUCAAAUCGUGAAAGUGUUGGUGUAAUUUCAUUAAGAUCCGCCGGAGAUAUCUCACUGCCACAGCGAGGACCGCCCAGACGUGGGCUUAUCGUGCCACAGCAGCCGCCAAAUCCACCGACAAUAAUACCGUUAACGCAUGCCAGAUCUCACGAUCGUGAAAGCGGAGACUAUGCGGGCUCAAUAUCAGAUCUGCAAAGUGUCACCUCACGUUUAAGUGCAGUUUCGAUCGGCACCAAUAAUUGCACAGCCCGCUAUCGUACGCUAAGCGGCGGUAUCGGUGAGUCACCAUCGCUCUCGCCAAGUCCAUCAUCCGAUUACGAGGAUAUUGCGGCAACGCGUGGCCUACCGCCCAGUCUGGCGGCGAAGAGUAAAAAGAACGGCGUGCCGCAUAAAGCCAAUACCAUCAGCCAGAAGGCCACAGUGCAUCAUUCGAACGAAAUGCGAAACUCACCAAAGGAAAUUGGCGUAUUUAAUGAGAACGGAAGGAACUUUAUAGCCACAAAGGAUACUUCAAGGGAUUUCAGCAAUUCUCAAGAUAAUACAGACCGCGGCAGCAUGAGCGAUCAAGCUUUCGCAUGUUCAGCAAGUUCGGUUGAAAGUUUACCCAGCGCUUCCGGUUCAAGUACUCAAGCCUUGGUGCGGCCAGGUAGCCCGCAAAGCUCCAUCUCCACUGAAGAUCGCACUUCGUUAGCACAAAUUUGCAAAGCGAAAGCACUUGUCGAUAGUAUGCCGAAUCCAUAUGAUAAGGACGCACUCAAGUUUAAGAAAGGUGACAUAAUCGAUGUGCUGUCAAUGAAUGCCUCUGGCAUCUGGAAGGGUCGUUGUCACGGCCGUAUCGGUCACUUUAAAUUCAUCAACGUUGAAGUGUUGCCCGAACAACGCUUAAAAUCAUCGAAUAGUAAAAUUCUCUGUGCCGGCGGCUUGAGUAUGGGCGGCAUUGGUGGUGGCGUUGGCAUGGGCGGUAGCGCUGGUAUGCGGCAUGUUGGCAAUAAUGGGCCGAGCUCCGUUGAGGAUUUACUCUUUCGCAUUGGCCUGAAGGAGUAUACAUCGGUGUUCGUUUUAAAUGGUUACGAGGACCUGGAACUGUUCAAAGAGCUGGAGCCAGCUGAUUUAGAUUACUUGGGCAUCGUCAAUCAGGAACAUCGUGCCAAAUUGCUGACAGCUGUGCAAUUAUUGCACGAUAUUGAAUGUUCUGAUGGCGAUAUCGCCGGUUCGAGCUCGGAGAAUGAUGAAGCGCGCUUGAAUAACAUCAAUCAGAAACAUGGCGCAUCACCUUUCGGACGUCGUCACUUCCCACGCGAUUCGGGCUGCUAUGAAGGCUCACCGGUGCCCACCUCACAGACACCCACACAUAAUGUACACUCCACCGAUGAAUCGAAUAGCCUGGACGAUGUUGUAACAAAGUGCUCCAGUGAGAUCAUGAAACGUGUUGAAAGUGCGCGUCGCCAAAAGGAGAAUCCCUUCAAAGCCGGUCUAUCGGCGCGUGUUGGCAAGAAGGCGCUGCUGGGCGCCGGCCUCAUCGGUGAAGACACACUAACGCGCGGCGGUGGUCUGAGUGAGAAGUCAAGCGACUCGGGAGUUAGCAGCAGUUCGCUGUCAUCUGGUCCGAUGAAGAAUAGCACUUAACACUUACCCACCAUACUC